AUGGUACCACUUACGUCCGACUGCGGGGAAGGAGAAGCCAGGGAUGCCCAUAACCUUCUUCCCUUGAUUAUGCAACACAUCCGACCAGGAUCAAUCAUUUACAGUGAUUGUUGGUCGGCGUAUGUGCGGAUAACAGAACACGGGACUUCGUCCAGUACAGCAGCACUUCACAAAAACCUUUCUUUGUGUAUUGUAUUCAGCCAAGUUGUCUUUAUGGUUGGUAUCGAUAAAUACGAUUAUAAAAUUGUAUGCCAAGUAUUCGCCAUUUUGCUUCAUUACUUUUUCCUGGCCACUUAUUGCUGGGUGAUGAACGAAGCGUUUAACUUGUAUAUUGUCAUCACUUACUCUGCUCACUCACACCGAGACACAAACGAAUCUGGAUCGUUAAUGCGAUAUUACAUCAUCGGCUGGAUUUUUCCAGCGGUUUUAGUCGGGGCAUUUGUCGGAUCGCACGGACAAACGUAUUACGCACCAGACAUGUGCUGGAUUGACUGGGGACACAUAUGGCUAUUUUUAGGACCAGCUGUUGGAAUUAUAGCGAUCACCAUUUUGGUGUUGAUUUUUACCGCCAAAGAACACAACGAAAAUUCGUACACACAAAGCGAAAAAACAAACAAAACAAUUCAUCUCUUUUUUUUGUCCACGUGUAAUUAUUACAAAUACAUAAACAAUGAACUUGAAAUCUUAUCAACAUACAAAUGUAUUCUUUCUUUCUUUCUAUCUAUCUAUCUAUCUAUCUAUCUAUCUAUCUAUCUCAGGCUAUUAAUAUCUAUCUAUCUAUCUAUCUAUCUAUCUAUCUAUCUAUCUAUCUAUCUAUCUCAGGCUAUUAAUAUCUAUCUAUCUAUCUAUCCCAGUCUGCUAUUUAUUUAUCGUUAG
This is a messenger RNA of Acanthosepion pharaonis, 876 nucleotides long. The record is from the annotation of a GenBank genome assembly. NCBI's taxonomy places the organism in Eukaryota, Metazoa, Mollusca, Cephalopoda, Sepiida, Sepiidae.